Molecule: messenger RNA, 1608 nt
Organism: Penicillium paradoxum
Lineage: Eukaryota; Fungi; Ascomycota; Eurotiomycetes; Eurotiales; Aspergillaceae
Product: MFS transporter
Exons: 3
Coding region: 1-1608 (535 amino acids)
Biological process (GO): transmembrane transport
Cellular component (GO): membrane
Molecular function (GO): transmembrane transporter activity
Source: RefSeq, a predicted model, not a curated record
AUGGCCGUUCACUCCGAAUCGCCAUCUAGUAUUCGAGAGGCACGCGAGACUGAUGCUCUAUUGCAUCAUCGCUCAGAAUCAAUCGCGUCAAACAGUGUAGACAAUGCGCGCUCCGGAGGCAAGGCGGCGAGAUCCGCACGUCAGCGAUUCUCCGUCUUCGUACUUUGCAUCUUAUUCCUGACUACCGGCGAUUUUGGCAUUUCUCUGGUAACAAUACCUCAGACAAGACUCUAUGAAAGCAUUGCCUGCUACCAAUACUAUGAAUCCCAGGAUCCCAGCCGAAUUGGUCCCGACGGGAGUGUACCGGAGAGACUGUGCAAGAUUGCACCGGUGCAAGGCGAAGUCGCCUUUAUCCGGGGAUAUGAAGCGCUGUUUACGGCCAUUCCUGGUGUCGCACUAGCCAUUCCCUACGGCUUGCUGGCCGAUCGAUGGGGUCGCAAGCCUGUUGUGUUGAUGAGUAUAAUUGGAAUAUUACUGUCGAUGGCUUUCACGCUCGCCGUCUGCGGAUUGCAGAAGAUAUUUCCUUUGCGUCUUGUCUGGCUAGCACCCAUCUUCACCGUCCUGGGCGGCGGCGUGCCAGUGCUGUUCUCAAUGAUCUUGACCAUGAUCGCAGAUAUAAUGCCAGAGAAUGACAGAGCCACCGCCUUCUUCCAACUCAUGACUGGCCAAUACAUCGCUCAAAUCACGGCAACCCCCAUCGCGUCGGGCUUAAUGGAGACUCACGGGCCGUGGCUACCUAUCCAAUUAGGAUAUAUCUGUGCCUUCAUGGCAUUCCUGAUUGCAUGCCUUCUGAAAGAGACUGCACCACCACAUAGAGCUGUCAGGAACGCGGCAGAGAUCGGAUCCGCAACCACAGGGAGCGAGACAAGCGUACAAAAUCUAAUGGAAAUUAAGUCGGUCGCCGAAUUUCGGGUGCAUAUCACGUCUCUUUGGCACCGCGCAACCACGAUUCUGCGCCAAGACUUCAGAGUCAUCGUGCUCAUCCUGACCUUCUUCAUCAACGCCGUCGAAGAGCCGACCCAGAGCCUCAAUCUUCAGUACAUCUCGGAGCGAUAUGGCUUGAGCCUCGCGCGCGCCGGAUUCGUUAUCUCCAUCAAGUCGGUCGCCACUAUCAUCACAUAUCUGAUUCUGUUACCGGCGGUCUCCCGGCUGCUAGAACAGAAGUUGGGCCUGUCAGACACGCGCAAGGAUAUGGUCCUCGCCCGGGGCAGCAUUGUAAUCCUGUCUGUGGGAUUUUUUCUCGUGGCAUGGGCGCCGACAGUGGCCAUGGUCACGAUGGGCUUUGUUGUCUCAACCUUUGGGCGGGGCUACGGCAAUAUCAUCCGCUCGCUCGUCACCUCUUUGGUGCCUCCUCAAUUCACUGGACGCAUAUACACGAUGAUCACCGUCAUCGAGACGUUCGGACUGCUCCUAUCAGGGCCGCUGCUGGCCACUCUGUUUCGGGUGGGACUAAAUCAGAGCGAUGAGCGGUGGCUGGGCCUCCCGUUUGUUGUGGCUGGGGGAAUGGGGGUCGUCGUGGCUAUCACGAUUUCGUGUAUCAAGUUGCCCACACAUGUGCAAGUGUCAGAAUCCGAAGAGAGAGAGGAUAACUCAAUUGUUGCCCAUUAA